Aureobasidium pullulans EXF-150 is the source of this 1065-nucleotide messenger RNA. RefSeq lists its product as uncharacterized. Gene Ontology annotation, molecular function: structural constituent of ribosome; RNA binding. The transcript is spliced from 2 exons. The record is from RefSeq and is a predicted model, not a curated record. Gene Ontology annotation, biological process: translation. Bases 1 to 1065 code for a protein of 354 amino acids. NCBI's taxonomy places the organism in Eukaryota, Fungi, Ascomycota, Dothideomycetes, Dothideales, Saccotheciaceae. Gene Ontology annotation, cellular component: ribosome.
AUGCAGAAGGUGGUACAGCGAAGGAUAGCUGCCGAGCACCAGGCUUUGCGCCGUGCCGCAAAGCAAAAGAGCAAGGUCGACAAUGCAAAGGAAUGGAAUGCGCGCUGGCAGGCCAUGAGCAGAGGCAAGCAGGAGGGCAUCUACUUCAAGGCCGAGAAGCACCGCAGACGCGAGGAAUAUGAAGUCGGCCCUCAACUCGCCCCCAGACGCGAUACUGGCCAACACAAGGAAACCUACGGAACCGUCGACCCCAAUGUCAUCCAGGUCCCCAAGCUCCACUGGACCCAGUACAAGAACUUCAAGUCCGACUUUGCUGUCGGCGACAGAGUCCUGGUCAUCAAGGGCAAGGAUGCUGGAAAGGUCGGAAACGUUUCGGAAGUCUCGGCUGAGUCUGGCUUCCUGCGUAUCAUCGAGUUGAGAAAGGCCGACUUUCACGUACCCGAAUACGUACGCAAGGAGAACAAGGACAACCGUUCGAUUCUGCAACAGUCAAUGCCCGUUCCCUGGGACCACGUCAGGCUCGUUUUCCCUCUUCGCGAUCAAACAACCGGCCACUUCGAAGAUGUCGUUCUGGACAAAGUCGACGUGCGCAAUGCUGGAUGGGUAGAGCGCAGGUCCGGUCUCCGCGAAUACAACAAGGGUCAACGUUUCCUUCCUGGUGUCAAGACUCCUCUACCAUGGCCCAAAAACGACGAAGCCGAAAAAGCAGAGGGCUACGACGACGACACUUUGCGUAUCUCCGUCGACGAAACCACACACCGUCCUUACUUGCUCCAACCCCCUAUGCCCCCGUCAGUCAUUGACGAGCUGAGAAACAAGUACUCCAUUUUCCGCAGCCGUCACGAGCCCGAAUACAUCGCCAAAAAGGAGGACCAAGAUCGCGCCGCCAAGCACAGAGAGAACCUCGCCAGUCUCGUCUCCACCCCUCUUGCCGAGCUCAAGGAGCAAAGGCGACAGGAGAGACUCGCAAACCCCGUCGAACUGUCCGAGGAACAGCUCGCAAGAAUCGGAGAGGUCAUGGCUCAGGAGAAGCAAAACGCCAUCAACAAGCUCUCUCAGCAAUAA